GGGCCAGCAUGUUGGGCGGACAUUGUCAGAUAGGCCAAAGUGCACCAGCAGCUCUCCUUCAUCAUGGCAGAGAGACGUAUUCCUUUCACCACGCUCCGCACCCCGAGCUGGGACCCCUUCCGCGACUGGCACAGCCGCAUCUUCGACCAGACCUUUGGCAUGCCCGCCUCAGUGGAAGACUUGGCUUUGUACCCCAGCACCCACUGGCCCGGCUACAUGAGGCCCUCAAUGAUGCCCACCGAGAUGGGUGCCGUGAUGCCUCACACUCCCAUGAUGUACCCGGGUGCCAUGAUGGCCCAGCAGGCUCGCGCCCUGUCGCGCCAGAUGAGCACGGGCAUGUCGGAGAUCAAGCAGACCCAAGACAACUGGAAAGUCUCUCUGGACGUGAACCAGUUCUCACCUGAAGAGCUGGUGGUCAAGACCAAGGAUGGGGUGGUGGAAAUCACUGGCAAGCAUGAGGAGCGUAAAGACGAACAUGGUUUUGUGUCCAGAUCUUUCACCAGGAAAUAUACCCUCCCCUCCAGCGCCAACGUGGAAAAGGUCACCUCCUCAUUGUCUCCUGAAGGUGUGUUGACGGUGGAGGCUCCGCUCGCCAAGCUUGCCAUCGGCGCCGCAGAGACCUCAAUACCUGUCACUGUGGACACCAAAAGCGAUGUGGUGAAGAAAUAGGAGCCUCACACACAAACAUACAUUCAAACAAGAUUGCAAUGCCGCCGUUGGUGAAACGGAGACCUUUGUAUCUAUACUGCGCUAAGCCAGGCCGAGAGCACCCAUGACUGUAUGUGUGUGUUGUCACUUUGCACUGUUAUUGUUCUCCUCUUCUCAGUGUGCGGUAGCUCAUAUUCUUUGCUCUCUCUUCCUCAUUUCUGCUGAGCACAUCUCCUUUCGCGCUGGCUAUUACGUCACACUAGAGUAUAAAAGUCUCCAGAGAGCAUGCACUUCACAACCCCCAAAAAGCAGAGUAAUUCCAGUUAGAGGUCUGCAAAUACACUGGUUUCAUCCUCAGUUGAUUUAGUAAUGUCAACAGAGAAUAAAGAUGAAAUGGCAUGCACAA
Molecule: messenger RNA, 1054 nt
Organism: Hippocampus zosterae (dwarf seahorse)
Lineage: Eukaryota; Metazoa; Chordata; Actinopteri; Syngnathiformes; Syngnathidae
Gene: hspb1
Product: heat shock protein, alpha-crystallin-related, 1
Exons: 3
Coding region: 64-669 (201 amino acids)
Biological process (GO): response to heat; protein refolding
Molecular function (GO): protein folding chaperone
Source: RefSeq, a predicted model, not a curated record